AUGGAGCCCCGGGCAGUUGCGGAUGCCGUGGAGACGGGGGAGGAGGACGUAGUUAUGGAGGCUUUGCGCGCGUACAACCGGGAGAACUCCCAGAGUUUCACGUUUGAUGAUGCGCAACAGGAGGAUAGGAAGAGACUGGCGAAGCUGCUUGUCUCAGUCCUGGAGCAGGGCCUGCCACCCUCCCGCCGCGUCAUCUGGCUGCAGAGCAUCCGCAUCCUGUCCAGGGACCGCAGCUGCCUGGACUCCUUCACCAGUCGCCGGAGCCUGCAGGCUCUUGCCUGCUAUGCUGGCAUCUCCGCCUCCCAGGGGUCGGUCCCUGAGCCGCUGAACAUGGAUGUUGUACUUGAGUCCCUUAAGUGCCUGUGCAAUCUCGUGUUAAGCAGCCCCGUGGCACAGGUGCUGGCAGCAGAGGCGGGGCUAGUGGUGAGGCUUGCAGAGCGCGUAGGACUGUACCGCCAGAGCAGCUUCCCGCACGACGUCCAGUUCUUUGACUUGCGUCUGCUCUUCUUGCUAACUGCACUCCGCACCGACGUGCGCCAGCAGCUGUUUCAGGAGCUGCAGGGAGUGUGCCUGCUGACCAGGGCGCUGGAGCUGACGUUGGGAAUGACUGAGGGCGAGAGGCGCCCUGAGCUCCUGCCUCCCCAGGAGACUGAGCGAGCCAUGGAAAUCCUCAAAGUGCUCUUUAACAUCACCUUCGACUCCAUUAAGAGGGAGGUGGAUGAGGAAGACACUGCCCUAUAUCGGCACUUGGGGACCCUUCUGCGGCACUGUGUGAUGGUUACUGCUGCUGGAGACCACACAGAGGAGUUCCACGGCCACGCAGUGAACCUCCUGGGGAACUUGCCUCUCAAGUGUCUGGAUGUUCUUCUCACUCUGGAGCCACACGAAGGUUCCUUGGAAUUCCUAGGAGUGAACAUGGAUGUGAUUCGUGUCCUCCUUAGCUUCAUGGAGAAGCGUCUUCAUCAGACACACAGGCUGAAGGAAAGCGUGGCCCCCGUGCUGAGCGUGCUGACAGAGUGUGCCCGCAUGCACCGCCCCGCCAGGAAGUUCCUGAAGGCCCAGGUGCUGCCCCCGCUGCGGGACGUGAGGACCCGGCCUGAGGUGGGGGAGCUGUUACGGAACAAACUGGUUCGCCUCAUGACACACCUGGACACUGACGUGAAGAGGGUGGCGGCCGAGUUCCUGUUUGUGCUGUGCUCUGAGAGCGUGCCCCGCUUCAUCAAGUACACAGGCUAUGGAAAUGCCGCCGGCCUCCUGGCUGCUAGGGGCCUCAUGGCAGGGGGCCGGCCUGAGGGCCAGUACUCAGAGGACGAGGACACAGACACGGACGAGUACAAGGAAGCCAAGGCCAGCAUAAACCCAGUGACUGGAAGGGUAGAGGAAAAGCCACCCAACCCCAUGGAAGGCAUGACAGAGGAGCAGAAGGAGCAUGAGGCCAUGAAGCUGGUGAACAUGUUUGACAAGCUUUCCAGGCACAGGGUCAUCCAGCCCAUGGGGAUGAGUCCCCGGGGUCAGCUCACAUCCCUGCAGGAUGCCAUGUGUGAGACCAUGGAGGGGCAACUUUCCUCGGACCCUGACUCGGACCCUGACUGA
Molecule: messenger RNA, 1593 nt
Organism: Rangifer tarandus platyrhynchus (Svalbard reindeer)
Lineage: Eukaryota; Metazoa; Chordata; Mammalia; Artiodactyla; Cervidae
Source: the annotation of a GenBank genome assembly